AUGCCGACGACAUGCGGCUUCCCGAACUGCAAGUUCCGAUCGAGAUACCGCGGCCAAGAGGAUAAUCGUCAUUUCUACCGCAUCCCCAAGCGUCCGCUUAUCCUGCGACAGCGCUGGUUGUUGGCCAUCGGGAGGACGGAGGAGACCGUCGUCAGCCAGCUCCGCAUCUGCUCGGCCCAUUUUGAAGGUGGUGAAAAACGUGAAGGUGAUAUACCAGUACCAGAUCCUACGGUUGACAAGCAGUUGACAAUCACGCUCCCGCCAAAAGAGGCAAAAUCCUCCGGGGAACGAAGACGUCGAAACAGUCCGUCAAUUCCGAGAAGUUUGGUGCCGAGAAAGAGGGUGCUGCCGGAUUUCUUUCACCAUCACCACCAUCACCAUCAUCAUCAACAUUUGCCGGUAUCGAUACAGCAACCAGAUUCGCCGCACUCCGAAUCGCUUGACAGUCCCACGAUCUCUACGAAUCCGCUGCAAGAGUUGCUAGCCAUGGCUGGCCGCGUAAACGGGCUGCAGGGGCGUCCCCUGGUGGCCCUGCUUGACGGCCGGGACUGCUCGAUCGAGAUGCCGAUCCUGAAGGAUGUGGCAACUGUCGCAUUUUGUGAUGCGCAAUACACCCAUGAGAUCCAUGAUAAGGUCCUCAACGAAGCUGUCGCCGCCCUAAUGUGGCAUUCCAUCCGUCUCUCCAAAGACGACUUGAAAAAGUUCAGCGCCCUGAAGCUGAUCGUCCGCAUCGGCACCGGUGUUGACAACAUUGACCUAAAAGCGGCAACGGAACUUGGAAUUGCCGUCUGUAAUACCCCAGCUGACUGCAUUGAAGAAGUGGCGGAUUCGACGCUUGCUUUCAUCCUCAAUCUCUACCGAAAAACCUUUUGGUAUGCCAAGGCGGUGGCAGAAGGACGAAAGGUUACAACCGCCGAACAAGUCCGAGAAAUCGGGGCCGGGGCACGACGAAUGCGGGAUGAGACAUUGGGAUUGAUUGGUUGCGGCCGCGUCGGAACUGCCGUUGCGCUACGGGCAAAAGCCUUCGGGCUAAAAGUUGCUUUCUACGACCCGUUGUUGCCGGAUGGCAUGGAGAAAUCGUUGGGGAUUGAGAGGUGUUACUCGUUAGAUGAUCUGCUCUACAAGGCCGACUGUCUCUCCUUACAUUGCCCAUUAACAGAAGACACCCGACGAAUUGUCAAUGAACAUACGAUAAAGCAGAUGAAACAAGGUAGUAUGAUCAUCAACACCUCAGCAGCGGGGCUUAUCAACGAGAUGGACUUGGCCCAAGCCCUCAAAUCUGGUCAUCUCCGAGCAGCAGCCCUCGAUUGUCAUGAGCCUGGGCCCUUUGACUCUCAUAUUUCGCCAAUCCUGGUUGACUGCCCGAACUUGUUGAGCACGCCGCAUUCGGCUUGGUAUUCGGAGAGUGCAUCGAAGGAACUGAGGGCAUCGGCGGCAAAAGAGAUCCGACGAGCCCUAACCGGUCGUAUGCCACAUGACCUUACAAACUGCGUGAAUAAGGAAGAGCUACUCGCGGCGGGACCUGGGCCCUCCUCGAGAAGGUCGACGAAUAACGCCACAGCUACCGUACACGCCCAGCCGGGGCCUUCCAGUUUUAACCCGACCACCCUUGCUAGCAUGAGCAAUUUUGGCUUCAACGGGCUGCCAAAUAUGAGCCAAUUCCCUUAUGGCAAUCCAAUGUUGGCAAUGACGGCUGGAGGGAUGAUGAAUCCAUUGUUAAUGAACGCCGGCAACCCACUCGCGCAAUUUGCAAAUAGCGCCGGCUCAGCAACUGCGGCAUUGAGUAGCUUGGUGGCUGCCUCGAAUGGUCAGAUGCCAAAUAGUCCAGCAAGGGGAUCGCCGAGACCCAAGUCAUCGAAUACGCCGAGUGCUAAGGGCGGAUCCCCGGCUGUAAAUGGUAAUUGCUCGGACGCUGGUUCAUCACCCUCUGAUGCUCCAACGCCAUCUGUAUCCAGCAAUAAUACAGCUCCGGUUGUAGACGAUAUCAAAAAGGAAGACGUUGAUGGCAGCGCCUCAACACCCGGUGCUAUUGAAGUCGACUCGAGU
Messenger RNA from Mesorhabditis spiculigera, 2046 nucleotides. The record is from the annotation of a GenBank genome assembly. NCBI's taxonomy places the organism in Eukaryota, Metazoa, Nematoda, Chromadorea, Rhabditida, Rhabditidae.